GAGUUAUUUACUAUUAGCCCCCAACCGCCAGCUCAUGUCAUCUCAUUCUCAUGGUCUGCUGCAUCACGAAAAUACCCAAGCCUGCUUGUCCCACACAUCCAUUAUUACUACUAUGUAUUUGCUCUGUCCUGUCAGGCUGUCCUGUCCAGCUGUCAACCGCCGGAUGGCUGUUUCUAUGAUAACCACACUCACUGCCUAUCAGUUGGCGCCGUCUCUCGCCGCCAACCAAGAGCAGCCGCAUUGUUGAAGAUGAUCACUUGCGGUGGUGGUGGCUCCUGAUUAUGUGCGGGGAUUAUGUGCGGCGGGGCCCCCCCGGGGGGGGGGGGGGUGUGAAGGGAGGAAAGCGGUCCUUCUUCACCUCACAUGGCUGCUUGUUGCUUGUUGCUUGUUGCCGCCAGACAGACAGAAAUAGAUAAAUAAUCUACGCUGUUGGACUCUUUCCAACAUGACCUCGUUGUCCUGGCCUGUUUUGUGUUCUUUCACUCGUUGUCCACCGCUACUUCAAGAACUAUUAAGUUGAUAUCUUCCUCACCUGUGCUCAUUCCUUGGUCGGAUAGUUCACUACUUCGAAAUCGAAAACGUUACUUGACUUCACUUGUUCACUCACUCCGCGUCUACUAACUAACUAACUAGAUCCCUCUGUGCCUCCUCUGCUAUUCACUGCUACUACUAUGCUUCCUACUCAGGCGCGGCGUAAGAAAGAAACGCCACAAGAACAAGAAACUCGGUCCAAAGGCAACUUCGAUCGUGUCGAGAAUACCCUUUCCAUUCGCGCUCCCCUGCAUUUAACACCUCUCUUAGGAAUCGUUGCUUCGUUGCUGGGACGAGGAAACCCUCUAGUUCAACCUGCGAACCCUGAGCAGCACAGGGUAUGGCUCCUAGAUAACACCGCCUACAGAUCGCCGGGCGGCAGAUUCCACAACAGAAAUCAGCCGUGGCAGGUGGAGAUAGUCGCAUGCAUCUUCAUCAAGCGCGGUCGUGAGGAGGUUGGCAAGUUCGUCGCGACUAUAGCGGACGCCAUCGGGCUAGAUGGGGACUUUGGGCUGAAUAAAAAAGAAGUUCGCGAGCGCAUGACUGAGCGAGUACAGCCGUUUGUUGAUUCUAUAGCCCCAGCCCGCUCCAUAAGCCUGGAUAUACCACUCACGCGCCACACUAUCGUCAAACGGAAGCUAAACCCGUCCAAUAGCCACGGUAUCAUCUCCCAGAUAGUCCGGAUCGGCGGGUCUGACAUCGUCGAUGGAACUGUUACCCACCCCUCAUUAAGACACUGGGACCACAAGGUGUCGAUGGAUACCGAAUUUGCCUCCUCGACCGGCUGGCUGAUGAUCUCCGACGUCGACGACACCGUCAAGUACACCCAGACCAGCGACGCCAUCGGCAUCCUGCGCACCACCUUUGUGGAGGAACCACGCUCCAUCACCGGCAUGCCCCGUCUCUACAAAUAUAUCGAGAAAGAACUCAAGCCCACCUGGUUCUACCUCUCCGCGUCACCAUACAAUCUAUACCCAUUCCUCCGAUCCUUCCUCCGCGAAGAGUACCCACACGGCACGCUUAUCCUACGCGAUAAAUCCUGGAUGGACCUCAGCGGGCUCCUGAAAUCCUUCACGAAGGGGACACAGGCGUACAAAGUCGACCGCAUGGAGAAGCUGUACCGCUGGUUCCCGAAACGGAAGGUCAUCUGCAUCGGCGACUCAACGCAAAGCGACCCGGAGGCGUAUGCGGAGAUCUACCACAGGCAUAAAGAGUGGGUGCGCGCCAUAUAUAUCCGGCGAGUCAUGGAUGUGGGGAACAUGGAGGAGAAGAAUAAGGAGAAGCGCUUUCUAAAGGCGUUUGAGGGCGUGCCUGAUGAUGUGUGGAGGGUUUUUAACGAUCCGGAGCAUCUCUAUAAGGAGGUUGAUAUGUUGCAGCGGGGAGAGUAAAUGGGGGUUAGGUAGCUGGCUGGUUUGUUCUUCGGCUUCUUUUUUUUUUUUCCGGCUCU
This is a messenger RNA of Blastomyces dermatitidis ER-3, 1978 nucleotides long. RefSeq lists its product as uncharacterized. Lineage: Eukaryota; Fungi; Ascomycota; Eurotiomycetes; Onygenales; Ajellomycetaceae. The transcript has a single exon. Gene Ontology annotation, cellular component: actin cortical patch. Gene Ontology annotation, molecular function: phosphatidate phosphatase activity. The coding region runs from base 672 to 1919 and encodes 415 amino acids. The record is from RefSeq and is a predicted model, not a curated record.